AUGGCUUAUCGGUUAGCUUUACCACCAGAGUUAGCCGCUAUCCAUGAUGUAAAUCUAUCGAUUAUGAGAUUUAUUAGCGCUUCCAGUCUAGCAUCGCUUAGUGCUUUUCUAUUUCUAGAGAGUUCUAAUCUACUUUGUCCGAUCCCCAUGUCGACCGAUCUCGAGACUAGGGCUAAAGAGGCCUUCAUCAAUGACCACUUCGAACUUGCUGUUGAUCUCUACUGUCAAGCCAUCGCUAUGAAUCCUAAGAACGCCGAGCUCUUCGCCGACCGCGCACAGGCUUAUAUCAAAUUCUGCCACUUCCCUG
This is a messenger RNA of Ilex paraguariensis (yerba mate), 307 nucleotides long. The record is from the annotation of a GenBank genome assembly. NCBI's taxonomy places the organism in Eukaryota, Viridiplantae, Streptophyta, Magnoliopsida, Aquifoliales, Aquifoliaceae.